AUGUCAGGUAUCGAUGAUAUUAAGGCGCCAAUUCCCCUGAAGAAUAAGACUGUAUCCCAAUUGAAGGGCUUUGAGAUGAAAAAUACUAGAUGCAGCUCUAGUUUGGGUGAUGAUUCAACGAAGAGGCAGCGCUUGUUUUCCCCAGAACCGGGAAUUGCCACCCAAUUGAGAGCUAGAUCAUCUACUCCAAGAGCUGCUUCUCCUAGACUGCUCAAUGGUAUGGAUUCCGAAGACAUUUUGAAACAAAGACUUAAACACUAUAAUCUGGAUUUUGUUGAGGAUAAGACUGAGCACUUGAAGAAUAUCUACGAUCCAAGCUCGAAAUGGUUCGGUAGAGCGGUAAAACCUCCAUUUCCUAUUGAGGAAUGUCUACCGUACAAGACUGAGAGUCAUAAAGAUCAGGCCAGGUACUUAUGUCAUGUGCUUGUGAAUCUAUAUAUCGCCAUCGGCUCCUUGGACAUCCAAGGUCUCAUUAAUAUAUCGAGCAAAGAUCUCGCGGAGCUCAAGACCGAGAUUGAUAACCUGGCACUGAGUACAGAUCUCUUCCGUUUGUCAAAUGAUAUAUCGGAUUCCGAAGUCGCUAACAAUGAUAUUGCUGACUUCGAUGACGGCGAAGAUGAGGAUGAUGAGUAUGAUGAGAACGAGUACAUUGAUACAGUCGGCCCAGAUUUCAAUGCUACAGGUAAGAUCACAGCCAAAUCCGCCUCGAUAAUAAAUGUCAACCAUUGGACAAAUGAGUUCAAGAACUGUAUGCAUUUCGAAUUCCCUAUAACACUGAGGAAAUCAAUAGCAACUGUCUAUUACUACCUUUCACUAGUUCAAGGACAAAAAGUCUAUCGGCAAAUGCAUGUGGACAUGUUCACAACACUGGUUACUACGGAUGACGAUGGAACGAACUUCACAGACUUGCUUCUCGAGGCUGGUUUGAAGUUAGAUCACAAAGUGAUGCUAGAAUUUCUCAGAGAGUUUUUACCGUACCCAGAUCCAGACUAUGUUCGUUAUGAUGUGACAUUGAAAGAAGAUUUGCAACUAUUAAGACUACUUCUUAAAUUGGCCCAUAGUGCAAAGGCAUUUUACGAUGAGGAAGACGCAAACUUAUUGAACAAUGUUAUGGAAAUCCUGCUGUCAAGUCUGGCUCCUUCAACCAUGUCGACGGUUAUGCCUGUAAUCACAUCUUUUGUGCCCUAUCACUAUCAUGAAGACAGUAAGAUCACUGACUACCUGCCAUUUUGCUUUAGUUUCUGGAGUUCCAUCAAUGCUAACAUCGGUGUUGAUACUCACAUGUACGAUCUCAUGGGGACAGUGGCCGAGGACGCCCAUUGGAGGCUUUUGAAUGGAACGCUUCAGCCAGAACUUAUCCCCAGUGUUCAUAGCGGCGACUACCUAAUUUUCACCGAAGAGCAAAUGUCGUUCAUGUUCAACAGAUCUCAAAACCAUUUAAGAAGUGAUGGUCAAAUCCACUCAUUUUCGCGAACGGUAAGACCGCUUGUUUUUGCAUUGAAGGGCUCAAAGAGUGAUCUUUUCUUCGAAAAACUGACCGCAUUGACCAAGUCAAUCGAGACUUUCGUACACCCAUCAAACAGUGGCUUUUGGACAAAGCCAAUAUCGAAGUUUGUCCAUGGUUAUAUCAAAAUGUACCACUCCAGAGUUAAAAAUGAAGAAAAAACUAAAGAGGGCCCCUCUGACAUUCGGUUGACACCUCAGUGUCACUCCAAAUUAGUGGAUAUUUUCUUGCAUCUGCUUGUCUUGGGAGCUCAAAAUAAGAACACCGAUGUGGCAAAUCAUUAUAUCUCAUGCUUUGCUUAUCUCCUAGAUUUGUCACCCAGCAACUCGAACCUGAUUUAUGAUAGGAUUCUAACCGACAUUUAUGAAGCUUUAGCUGGAGAAUAUGUCAACUCAACACACCGACUCAUUGCGGCUCUAAAACAGUUCAACAGGGUUAUCAGGUACAUGGUAGAAGAUAAGCUAUAUCGCGUUCAUGUUACAAAUGUUCUGCUCAUGAUGGUUUCGAAGAUUGAUAUGAAUGACAUACAGUUAACGAGUAACAUCAUCAAUGGCAUUGUCUCUAUUGCAUCUUUUAUUCCUUUCGAAAAUUUUGCCAAAGAUGAGGAAUACCUAACUUUUGAAUCUCACACACUUCCCUUUAUUGAACAACAUUAUUUCCAUUUUAGUUCAACUGAAAGAUUCGAAAAGUUUGCAUACGAUGAGCAGAUUUUGCAAAAUGCCUUCAUUGCAUCUACUACUAUAUUCGAGAAUAUCCUUAGAAUCUACGUUGAUAAACUCUUUCUUUUGACUGAUGUGGAUCUUGAAGAAGGAUUCGUGACCAAAGUGAAUCAGACGACAAUCAUCAUGCAAGAGUCCAUGGAUGAAAAGACCUUCAAUAGCUUCGCGGAACUUCUUCAAAAGAGGUUGUGGGAUAACGACUUUUUCAGGGAGAAGAAUCCAAAGUUUGAGUUGAUAACCAUACCUCUAUCAGCGCUUGUUAGAAGAAAUUCAAAAUUGAGCAGUCCUCUAUUUCAUAAACUCAUUUACCACAUUCGUGAACAAAUCGAAAAAGGAGCUGGUUCUGUGAGAGGAUCGACCGAAAUCCAACAAAGAGAUCUGAGACUUGUGCUUUACUUGUCAGCUUUGAAUGAGGUAUUGAGGCAAGCACAUGAAUCUAUUUUGGAAUACAGCGGAAAACUGAUAGAAUCAAUGCUAUACAUUUAUGAGAAUAUUACAAACCCUCCAUUGGAUGUUAUCACUUCCAUCAUAAUUCAUAGUUCCUGUGCUACACUAACUAACACCGAAGUUGUUGAUUACCGCUUAUUUCCUGAGGACUCUAAUAUACCCCCCCUCGAAAGAUGGGGUGGCUUGCAAUUCGAUGAUCGUAAAUUCAGCAAAGAAAAUAUCAGAUUCAAAUGGCACACACCAAAUAGCGCUGAAAUUUCGUUAGCGAUGCAAAUCUUGGAGACAUUCAUUGAACAUUCUAUUUCUCAGGUCGAUCAUCUGAUGGCUCAGCCGGUAGCGGAUGCCAACUACGUUGACAAGAUGCAAAAAUACAUUUUGAUUAUCACGCAUGCCCUCUCAGGUUCAAGCUUACUCUUCGACCCCGAUUUUAACAAGAAUAAACCUCAUACAGCGGACUCUUUAAAUUAUCGCGAAAGAUUACUGUUGUUGAAGAGCAUACGCGAUUGUAACUGCGAUAGUCAAGAAUUGGAUAUCGACAUUGAGCAAAUUCGAUCAAGUAAAGGCGACGAUGACUAUUUGGAUGACAAGGAAGUUGAUUUGAAAAUGCUCGGCGACGAAACAGACGCGAUUGAAAUGAGGGAUACCACGCCAGAUAACAUCAUCAUGGACUUCGGUGCGGAUGUAUCAGAAGCGCCAUCCGGUAUUGCAACUCCCGAACCAGGGUCACAUUUUGAAGGAGGUGUCAGUUCUAUGAUGAACUCUCGUUUGGUGUUCAGGGACCUGGACAUUUACACCUGUAACUAUCCUUUCGGAAUUACUGCCACAGAAAAGCUUCUCCAUCCACAAUAUCUCCAAGUCCACAAGAUUAGGGCUAAAAUCGGAAGGUUUUUCCGUAAAGUAUACCUGUUUCUCUCUAAGAAGUAUGAAAAUAACACAGCAAUCUUCCAAAUAUUAUUGCAUGGAUUGAAGGUGUGGUUUACCGACGUGGGACAAGAAACAAUUUUCAAUGAGGAUCCAAGCGCCUCUUUGGAUCUGGACUUUCUCGAGAAUAUCCAAGCUCUGGCUAAUUUAACGGAACCUUUUACGAGGACAUGCUUAGCGGUCCGUGCCAAUGACUUUCAUCAAACAAGGGUUCUGUUGCGUUCUACGAACAGAUACCCUUCUGCAUUAGAGACUGAACUACUGAAGGAUAUUAUCAAUCUAGCAUCAUCGGUAUACCCCGAUAUUCACAAGCCUGCUCAGGGUACACUGGUUCAUUGCAUGAAGCAAUUUGUCGGCUCUUACUCUAUUAUUAUCAAGAGCGUGAUAUCCAGUUUAAAAAGCUCUCUAGACACACAGGAUUACAUGAAGCUGGAAGUGGUGUUGAAAGUGUUGAUGAUCAAGAAGAUUAACCGAAAGUUGGUUUCAGACUACAAAAAUCUGAAGGAACUCGUUCUCAUCUUAAUUCGAUGCUGCAAGGUUAAUGAUUUUGAGAUUGCUAUGCACGCCGAUAAAAUACUGAGUGAUGUUGUUAGCGGUUUAAAGAUUCCCUCAAGUGUAUGUAUCCUUGAUGAAAGAGCUUUGAGCAUUUUGUCACCGCCUGAUCACUCUAUCAACUUACAGGUGCAGGCAGUCAAGCUGGCUAAGGGGAAGAAGCGCGACUACUAUUUCUCUUUAAUAAUGGAGCUGCAAGAAGAGUUGAUCAAGAUUUUAAACACAGAGGAAAAUGUGGGCUGGAAACUCCCGGUUUUUAUCAUGCGAUUUAUCUCCAAGAUUCAAUCAAAUCUGGAGACAAAAGUGAACAGAGAAGCGAUAGAGAUUAUCUUCAGGCAAACCGAAUCUAGACAUCCGGAUCUCAUCCACUUGGCUCUUAAAUCAUUUCUUGGGACUUUCAAUAAAGUGCUUUCCUUAGCUGAUUAUAACUAUGACAUCACAAAUGCCUAUAGGAGCACUUUCGAUCCAGAUCACAUAUUUCAGAUUGACACUUCGGAUGUGAAGGCUAUUUCAGAACUUGAAUUGGAGAGGGAAGAUUUUAAAGAUCCCAAAUUUUUCAUCGAUUCAAAGAUGUUUGUCGGUUGGUUAUGCUGGGGUGCUCCGAUGAAAGUCAUGAAACCUGACACACUUCAUUUGACUUUUGAAGAUAACGAACUCGAAGCUCUUACUUGCAUUGGAGGGCUUAUCACAAAUGAAUGGUUGGACGCUAUUGUAUCCAAUUUGAUCCAAGACAAUGAAUCACACGGCGUGUUCAGCAGCGGAAACGUAUCUUUCUUCGUGCUUGUCCUGUUUCUGAUAUCGAAAGGCUUCAUGAACAUGCCCUUCAGUAACAUACUGCAAGUUUGUCGUCAAAGCUACAAUAGGUAUGACAAAGCAUCCAUGAUUAUGUCAAUAGAAAUAUUGGCAGCGUUGAUGUGCAGCAGCAAAUACCUCGAUUCCAACGCGCUAGCAGAGAGGGACAGUUUUAUUGAAGAGUUCUUGCCUAGCUGUUUGGAUCAUGAACUGAACCAAGAUGCAUUUGGUAUCUGGGCAACAGUGUGUUGGUGGCUCCCCACAGUUGUUGAUUUGAGAAGGUGUGAGCCUUUUUAUCACCAUUUUUCCAACAUUGAACACUUACUGGACACUAAAGCCGAUGAUCCGGCCCACCAAGCCUCGAAGCUUUUGAUGUUGCGGAGCAUUUUUAUCAGUUUGGAGUACAGAACUCCAGGGAUGGAACAAACUCUGGAACUCUUAGUGAUGGACCACCCAUACGAUCAGGUUCGGGAGGCUGUCGCCAAGAUCCUGGCGACCAUAAUCCAGAACCAAAGUUGUCCUUCCUGGAGAUCAAUCUCGGAACUUCAAGAAAAUGAAACUUGUGAUUUGAGCGGACUAGGUACACCGCUCAGACGUAUGCCCACGGCCACCGAUGCGUUCAUCAAGCAGCUGUUCGUACAUGUCGCUGAAGAAAACUGCAAAACGGAUGGCCUCACACCACAACAGAUUUUGAAGACCAAAUACUUCUACCUCACAUCGACGAUCAUCUACUGGAUCAAGGAAAUGGCCCGCGGCCCCAAUAAGAUUUUACUAGUUCCAUACAUCAUCCAUUAUGUGGCUCCAUUUCUAAUGCGAACCCUUAAACAUAAGGAUGUGUGCAAGCUUACCGGCUUGGAGCCCUCGAUGCUGUAUGUUGGUUUAUCGUAUUUGCCCAUCAGGAAAGAAAAUAUCCACCACCUUGUGGAGUUACUAUGUGACACUUCGAAAAUGACCUCGUCACACCAGAUCAAAUUACAAUUACAGUUCGUGCAACAUUUCUUCUCAACUCAACUUCUACAAUUGACUAAGAACGAGAGGAACGCCAUUCUGGACGUGGUUUGCAACUACUUGUACCAUGAAAAAUUCAUCGAAGUGAGAAUGAAAGCAAGCGAAGUUCUUUCGGACAUCGUGCAUAAUCUAGGUGAUCGUAACGAUAAACUCAACGAACUCGUACAAAGGUUCGAUCAAGGUUUGGGCCAGUACACUUGGGAACAAAAGAAAGCGAUCUCCAAGACAAAUGUACAAGUUCACGGCAGCAUCUUGGGUCUUGGGGCAAUUAUCUCAGCAUUUCCCUACGUUUUCCCACUACCUAAAUGGAUCCCCAAACAAUUGAGCGAGCUAUCGUCGUGGGCAAGAACUAACGGUGUCGCUGGUGCCGCCGCUAAAAGUGUCAUAAGCGAAUUCAAGAAAGUCAGAACAGAUACCUGGAAAUUUGACAGACUAUCAUUCAGUUCAGAGGAACUUGAGGACCUCGAGGGGGUCCUAUGGAGUAGCUAUUACGCCUAA
Torulaspora delbrueckii is the source of this 6441-nucleotide messenger RNA. RefSeq names its product proteasome activator BLM10 (gene BLM10). The record is from RefSeq and is a predicted model, not a curated record. Gene Ontology annotation, biological process: proteasomal ubiquitin-independent protein catabolic process. Bases 1 to 6441 code for a protein of 2146 amino acids. Gene Ontology annotation, molecular function: proteasome binding; peptidase activator activity. Gene Ontology annotation, cellular component: nucleus; cytosol. The transcript has a single exon. Lineage: Eukaryota; Fungi; Ascomycota; Saccharomycetes; Saccharomycetales; Saccharomycetaceae.